AUACAUCGGUUUUAGUAUAAAAACAAAAUGGCAGCCCCCGCGGAAGUUGAAGGCGCGAAAUCCAAGCGCUCUAAAAACGAUGAUUUUCUCGACCAGGACUCCGAACAAUCAGCUAAAAAACAAAAGAUAGAUACAACCGGAAGUGGGGAUGGUGUGUCUAAAACGCUGGGGAGUUUCGAGGGUUUCGAAAUAUCAAAAAUCCUCUCCCAAAAUGCCAAAAAUAAAUCAGCGAUUCUCUGUGGGAAGUUUCAAGGAAGCACCGACAGUGCGGUUGUGUUAUUGGAGAAAACACCGUUUCCCGAGCCGGCCCUUCCUUCGCUUUUAUCUGCCGAUUUAACAUUGAACCUGAACCUGCAGAACGAUAUUUACAGUGUGUAUGAUGGACUUCCAAAGCAGGAACUGGGUUUCAAUGGAAUAAAAACAACAGUCAUAUACCCAGCAACCGAUCGUCACAUAGAGAAGUACACUGAUCAGGAUAUCACCUUAUUGGAAGAAACUUGGGAGGACUACUGCAACGUCACACUGCCAUAUCUUGAGCAGCAGGUCUUCAAAAUUCAGUGGGUGUACAAUAUUCUGGAGAAGAAAGCUGAGGAGGUUGAACGUAUCGUCUUUGAGGAUCCUGACCCCCAGGAUGGCUUUGUCUUGCUCCCUGACAUGAAGUGGGACCGGAAACAGAUGCAGAACCUUUACUUGGUCGCUAUCUGCCACAGGAGGGGCAUCAAAAGCCUGCGAGACCUCAACGAUACUCAUCUGCCAUUGCUGAGGAACAUCAGAGACAAGUGCCAGGAAGCAGUUCUGGAGAAGUACUCCAUACGGCCGGACCAACUGAGAAUGUACCUCCACUACCAGCCCUCGUACUACCACCUCCAUGUCCAUGUGACUCAUCUGAAGUUCGACGCACCGGGGUCAGGGGUCACCAAGGCCCACCUCCUGUCUGACGUCAUCCAGAAUAUAGAACUCAUUCCUGAUUACUAUCAGAGGAAGACCCUGAGCUUUGUUAUUAGGGAGAAAGACGGACUUCUGGCGAGGUUCAGGGAAGUGAGAGGAGAAAAGAAAUAGGACUUUCUUGCCAAGUUCUUGUACCCAUGAGUUGCACUUUGAGUGCCGUGUGUUUUGUCUGACUCAAGUAAAUCCUAAGACACAUAUCAAGUCUGAGAUGCAAGUCACACAACUGACAUGAGCCUUAAGAGACAUUCAAAAGAAGACUCUUCAGGCAGUUGCCAGUAAAUUUGAAAAAAACAUACCACUCUUUUUGUGGGAUUUGCAUUUGUCAUCCAUAGGCUGACAUUUCUUCCCGUUUAGUGUACUUUCUGAUCACUGAAAUGAGCCAAAAAUUUUCCAGCAUUUUUAAUAAGUGGAGUGCUAUCCAUGCAUUGGGCAUGUAGAAAAUUAAGUUAUAAGUUUGAUAUAAAACAAUUGUUUUUGCCGUACCUGUAUACAUGUAUUCUGGACAAAGCCAUAGACAGGGUUUAAAGACAGAUUGGGAGGGUUGGGAAAAAAGUCUGGCUGGCCUACUCUCAAGCGCCUUCAUGAGCUUCAAUAUUUGAAUAUUUAUUUAUAUCCCCAAAUUAGGCCUCUUCGUGUGGCAUUUUGCUAUGUUUUGGUUGCUGGGGCCAAGUAAAAAAUAAACCAGUUUCGUUCUCAUCCCCGCCCGCUUCCUUUUUUCUAGCUGCCUCUUUUUUUUGGUUAAAUUAUACAUUUGCAAUAAAUGUUGCACAUUAUAGUGUCAAUACAUUGUCUUUUUAUUUUUUUUCCCAACAAAAUUGUAAGCAAUGUAGAAAAAGUUAAUGACAGAAUUUUGUGUCAACAAAAUAUUUGAGAAAAGUGAAGAAUCCAUUCUUGAAAAAUCAGCCAUCAUGGGGACAAAAGAAACGCCCUGCCUCCUUCAUUAUUUUCAAAAAGGCGGGACAUGAAACUACUUUUUUCUGCCUUAUAAGGAGAUCAGGAGUGUAAUAAAAAUAUAUAAACUUUUAAAAUAUCGUCCGAACACUAAUUUUAAAAUAGUAUAUACAUUUAGCAAAAGCAGUAUUAAUGAGUCUAUUGGAAAUAGACUGAUUUAAUGAUUUGAAAUAAACUAUACUUAUUGCUUUUUAAU
Messenger RNA from Patiria miniata (bat star), 2095 nucleotides. It is a transcript of the gene dcps, whose product is annotated as m7GpppX diphosphatase-like. The record is from RefSeq and is a predicted model, not a curated record. The transcript is spliced from 4 exons. Gene Ontology annotation, cellular component: P-body; nucleus. NCBI's taxonomy places the organism in Eukaryota, Metazoa, Echinodermata, Asteroidea, Valvatida, Asterinidae. Gene Ontology annotation, molecular function: hydrolase activity; RNA 7-methylguanosine cap binding. Bases 28 to 1059 code for a protein of 343 amino acids. Gene Ontology annotation, biological process: deadenylation-dependent decapping of nuclear-transcribed mRNA.